UAUUUCUUCUUCUUCUUCUUCUUCUUUUUCCUUCGUUCCUUGGACUCCAAUUCAACAAACGGCCCUCGAAUCAAGUCUCAGAAUGUCCACUGCGAUCAACUCAACGAAUAUAUUUUGGCAAGAAUAUCUUGUUGGGAAAGCUGAAAGGCAGAAACUACUCAACCAAAAGGGCUGUGUCAUAUGGAUUACGGGUCUCAGCGGAUCAGGGAAAAGUACACUAGCAUGCUCACUAAGUAGAGAACUGCAUUCAAGGGGAAAGCUGUCAUAUAUCCUUGAUGGUGAUAACCUUCGUCAUGGUCUCAACAAGGAUCUUGGUUUCAAAGCAGAAGACCGGACUGAAAAUAUUCGCAGAGUUGGGGAGGUAGCGAAACUGUUUGCAGACGCAGGAUUGCUCUGCAUUGCAAGUCUGAUAUCCCCAUAUAGGAAAGAUCGUGAUGCUUGUCGGGCAAUGCUACCAGAUGCAAAUUUCAUUGAGGUUUUCAUGAACAUGCCCCUCGAGUUAUGCGAGUCAAGGGAUGCAAAAGGACUUUACAAGCUUGCACGUGAGGGAAAGAUUAAAGGUUUUACUGGAAUAGAUGAUCCAUAUGAAGAACCACUGAACUGUGAGAUAGAAAUAAAGCAGAAUGAUGGAGUUUGUCCCGUGCCUGCAGCCCUCGCAGACCAGGUAGUGACAUACUUGGAGGAGAAAGGCUUUCUUCAAGUUGAGUGAUUCAUCUUUCUCCAACUGCCUUCAUCUCUAUUGAAAGCAGUUCUUCCAUAUACAUGGUAUCUUCCAAAACAUAAUCGGUUGGAUUGACCCUGCUUUCGAACCACCCGACUUCUUUUGGUGGGCUAGUGGGGUACUAAUAGCUAGGAGUGAGUACAUCAUUUCGUUAAUGUCUUUUUUCUCUUUUAUGAUGAUUUAUAGGGGAAGAGAUUUCAAGUUCAACAGUGAAAGUAACAUUGUAGAUUCUAUUCACUGAAACAACAUCAAAGGUCUGAUGACUUUAAUGUUGUACCGAAAUUGAAAUCGAAUAUCAAUUUA
Messenger RNA from Argentina anserina (silverweed cinquefoil), 1024 nucleotides. RefSeq names its product adenylyl-sulfate kinase 3. Gene Ontology annotation, biological process: sulfate assimilation. The coding region runs from base 83 to 709 and encodes 208 amino acids. The record is from RefSeq and is a predicted model, not a curated record. The transcript is spliced from 7 exons. Lineage: Eukaryota; Viridiplantae; Streptophyta; Magnoliopsida; Rosales; Rosaceae. Gene Ontology annotation, molecular function: ATP binding; adenylylsulfate kinase activity.